UCCACCAGAUUUGCUAAUCCAAAGGUGGCAGCACUGAUUGGGAUCCAGAGCUUCAUUUUUUUACGUCGGAAGUGAAAAAAAUAGAUUCUCGACUCGGAUAUCAGAGAAAUGCAAUUGCCGCGACGGGAAGUUGUUGAAGCGUCUCAGUCGUGUAUUUGUUUAAUGUGGCGUCGAUUCCAGCGCGUGCCACCGUCCUAUUCGUCCGUUUAUCUGCGUGGUUAAUAGUUUUAGAGCAGAACUUCCCCUGUAAAGGGGAGUGGAGUGCUGUGUGGUGAGCGGGGGCGCGGAGUGCUGAACGCGCAGACAGCGCGGAAUCGAUAUCGAUGGUACGCACCAAAAACCAGUCCUCCUCCUCCAGCGCCAGCAGCAGUAGCACCAAAUCGCCUAUAAAGUCCAGCACCGGAGCCGGAUCGGGGGGCGCCAGCGGACGCCAGUCCACGCACCGCUCCUCGAGCGCCUCCAACGUAGCCGCCGCCGCAGCAGCAGCCGGAGCAUCCUCGUCCGCCGCCGCCUCGUCGAAUCGUAGAACGACGCCGGGUAGCUCGCCCGACGGCGACGACGACACCACCACCACCGAUGACCUGACCCCCACCUCGUGCUCCCCGCGCAGCGGUCACCACCACCACCAGUACAUUGGCUCGUCCUCCGUGCACAAGCAAAACCUCUACGUCGUCUCGUUCCCCAUUAUCUUCCUCUUCAACGUGCUGCGCUCGCUGAUUUAUCAGCUGUUCUGUAUCUUUCGCUACCUGUACGGGGCUAGCACAAAGGUGAUUUACCGCCCGCACCGCCGCGACUGCAACAUCGAAAUCGUGGUACAAAACUCGAAGGAGCAGCAGCAGCAGUCGCUCAACCAUCCGCUGGAACUGAACGGCGAAGCAGUAGGCCAGGAGCAGCAGUUGUCCAAUCAGCCACAACGCUACCGCGCCAUCCAACCGCUGGAAAUGGCCGCCAAUCGACCGGGUGGUGGCUACUCCCCUGGCCCCGGUGAUCCGCUGCUGGCCAAACAGAAGCACCACCAUCGCCGUGCCUUCGAAUACAUCUCCAAGGCGCUCAAGAUCGACGAGGAAAACGAAGGUCACAAAGAGCUGGCCAUUGAGCUCUACCGGAAGGGCAUCAAGGAGCUGGAGGAUGGAAUCGCAGUAGACUGCUGGAGUGGUCGCGGGGAUGUGUGGGAUCGGGCUCAACGUCUGCACGACAAGAUGCAGACGAAUCUCUCGAUGGCUCGAGACCGUCUUCACUUUCUGGCCUCGGGACGCAAGCUAACCAUCGGAACCAAGCGACCCGGCAACUUGGCCGUUGCCAACAAGUCACAAACGCUACCGCGCAAUCUUGGCUCCAAGACGUCCGUCGGAGCUGUCCAAAGGCAGCCGGCCAAGACAGCUGCCACGCCCCCUGCCGUACGGCGCCAGUUUUCUUCGGGUCGCAAUACACCGCCUCUGCGCUCCCGAACUCCCAUUAACAAUAACGGUCCCAGCAGCAGUGGCAGUGGCGCCAGCACUCCGGUGGUAAGUGUCAAGGGCGUGGAACAAAAGCUGGUGCAGCUUAUUCUCGACGAGAUUGUCGAAGGCGGGGCCAAGGUGGAGUGGACGGACAUUGCGGGCCAGGAGGUGGCCAAACAGGCCCUACAGGAAAUGGUCAUACUGCCGUCCGUGCGACCUGAACUUUUUACAGGUCUUCGUGCUCCUGCCAAGGGAUUACUGCUGUUCGGUCCACCCGGUAAUGGCAAGACCCUGCUGGCGCGCGCCGUGGCUACCGAAUGUAGCGCCACGUUCCUAAACAUCUCGGCGGCCUCGCUGACUAGCAAGUAUGUGGGUGAUGGCGAGAAACUGGUGAGGGCUCUUUUUGCCGUUGCUCGACACAUGCAGCCCUCGAUCAUCUUCAUUGACGAGGUAGACUCACUGCUCUCGGAGCGAAGCAGCAGUGAGCACGAGGCGUCGCGCCGCUUAAAGACCGAGUUCCUGGUAGAGUUCGACGGGCUGCCAGGAAAUCCAGAUGGUGAUCGCAUUGUGGUGCUGGCCGCCACCAAUCGGCCGCAGGAACUGGAUGAGGCCGCCCUGCGACGGUUUACUAAGCGCGUCUAUGUCGCACUGCCCGACGAGCAGACCCGUGAGCUGCUCCUCAACCGCCUGCUGCAGAAGCAGGGCAGUCCACUGGACACGGAAGCGUUGCGUCGCCUAGCCAAGAUCACCGAUGGUUACUCGGGCUCCGAUUUGACGGCCUUGGCCAAGGACGCUGCUCUAGAGCCUAUUCGCGAGUUGAAUGUGGAGCAAGUAAAGUGCCUGGACAUCAGUGCGAUGCGGGCGAUCACGGAGCAGGACUUUCACAACUCGCUGAAGCGCAUCCGGCGUUCUGUGGCCCCGCAGAGCCUUAAUUCCUAUGAGAAAUGGUCGCAGGAUUACGGCGACAUUACAAUCUAGUCGGGCCAGCUGUGAUGUGAGUUUCAAAAAGUUCACUAGUUUUUCCAUCAUGUGACUCCUUGUAAGGAUCGGUUCCAUCCCGUAGACUUAUCCUUUCACCAAACAUUGUAAGAAAAGCAGUUGUGAAUUAUUUAAUAUGAUUUCAGUGUGCUUUAGAAUAAGAAUAUUUUGUAUUUUUUCUUUAUGUUUUAACGUCAUGUUCACGUGAUGUGAGCUUUGUCAUUCGGCUCUCCAUGACCGUUAUACUCAUUUAACCUUAGAACACCAUACUGUCCAGUGAAGUUGCAAGUAUAGUAAGACGCCUAGUUCCGCCCGAGGUUCACUUGGGGCUAGUAUUGAAGGCAUUCCAUUUAGUUUGACUUUUUUCUGGUUAUAAGAGUCUGUAACCACUUCCAGUGUAUUUCUAAACCAAUAGAUCGUAUUUUUGUUGUACAUUCAGUGCCCCAUCCACGAAAGCUACAUGUAAUCUAGCCGUAAGCAUAGUUGUAAGACCGAAGAGAGAUACAUUUACCAGCCCAUAAUCAGAUUUAAGUUUUAAUGGUUAUCACUCCUCCGUAUCGAUAUAGACUAGAUUUAGUUCCUUUGUUUUCAAUCUAUGUAUGUACCUACGGCCAUUAAUACAAUCGUCUCCGAAUCAUCACCUAGCCAUACCUAUGUUAUAUUGCCAUAGUUGCCUAUGGCUCGGGUCUUAUCUCAGAUCUGUCAGAAACAUCUCGACACCUCCGCCCGUCGCUUAUCGCGGUACUUGGAACCAGCUUCUACACAGCUCGCCGCCCACCCGGAAUUUGAGUUCGAUGACUAGUUACUAAACACGGAUCCAUACAAAUAAAUGCAUAUUAAAGUAUCUGUCUGAAAAUAAAGCUAUAGAUUACGCUAAAUAAAAUUAAUUUCAACCGACA
Molecule: messenger RNA, 3316 nt
Organism: Drosophila serrata
Lineage: Eukaryota; Metazoa; Arthropoda; Insecta; Diptera; Drosophilidae
Gene: spas
Product: spastin
Cellular component (GO): microtubule cytoskeleton
Molecular function (GO): microtubule severing ATPase activity; ATP binding; ATP hydrolysis activity
Source: RefSeq, a predicted model, not a curated record